Onthophagus taurus is the source of this 1759-nucleotide messenger RNA. RefSeq names its product Regulator of G-protein signaling 7 (gene RSG7). Gene Ontology annotation, biological process: intracellular signal transduction; positive regulation of GTPase activity; G protein-coupled receptor signaling pathway. The record is from RefSeq and is a predicted model, not a curated record. Gene Ontology annotation, cellular component: cytoplasm; neuron projection. Gene Ontology annotation, molecular function: GTPase activator activity. NCBI's taxonomy places the organism in Eukaryota, Metazoa, Arthropoda, Insecta, Coleoptera, Scarabaeidae.
GGAGUCCUUUAAAAAUGGCGUUUACCCUUGUGACAGUUACAAAACGUUUGGGGGUAAAAGCGAUUGAUUUUUCAAAACGACGGAUGCCGUAAAUAAUUCCGUUGGUUAACAACGUGUGCGAACAUGUGUGGGGUGCGUUUCCGGUCGAAGAGAGUACGGCAGGAAGCCUGAACGAACGCCAACGUUGAGGGAAACAAAAACCGCGAGAAAUUACCGGAAGUUUGCUUUUAAACUGUUCGUAGGAAGAGCAAAGGGGGCUUCCUCCUGUGGCAUUGAUAUGGUAACUAUGAACUCCAAUAAGUCUACUGCCAAGCGAAAAACGGAUUCCGGUUGUGCAAGAAGCAGUAAUGAAGAGACAUGUACUGGUUAUAAUACCGCUAAUACUGAGGAUUCACCCAAUAUUUUACUUUACAAAAAAAUGGAAAAAAUGGUUGAAAAAAUGCAAGAUGAAGUAACAGGAGUUCCAGUACGAACAGUGAAAAGCUUUAUGUCAAAAAUACCAUCAGUAUUUACAGGUUCUGAUCUUAUAAUGUGGAUGUUAAAAAAUUUGGAUGUUGAUGAUCAAACAGAAGCGUUACAUUUAGCACAUUUGGUAGCAUCUCAUGGUUAUUUUUUCCCCAUUGAUGAUCAUAUGUUAACAGUGAAGAAUGACAAUACAUUCUAUCGUUUUCAAACUCCUUAUUUUUGGCCCUCGAAUUGUUGGGAUCCGGAAAAUACGGAUUACGCGGUUUACUUAUGCAAAAGAACGAUGCAGAACAAAACGAGACUUGAACUGGCGGACUAUGAAGCUGAAAAUCUUGCUCGAUUACAAAAAAUGUUUUCGAGAAGAUGGGAAUUUAUUUUUAUGCAAGCUGAAGCUCAAAGUAAAGUUGAUAAAAAGAGAGAUAAACUUGAAAGAAAAGUUUUAGAUAGUCAGGAAAGAGCUUUUUGGGAUGUUCAUAGACCAAUGCCUGGUUGUGUAAAUACAACAGAAAUAGAUAUUAAAAAAGCCUGUCAAAUGAAUAAAUCGUUAGGUGGUAUUAGAAAUGUUCAUCUUGUAGCUUGCGAAGCAAAAAAUUCGCCUUCAACUUCCACAUUGGCAAGAAAAACAACAACAGAAAGUUUACAUAAACAAAUAUCAUUGAUUAAAUCGAGAUUAGACAGGCGAAAUAUAAAAGUUUCAAAGGUUGCAGAAGCGUUUAUAGCUUAUUUUGAACAGUAUUUAGAAUAUGACGCCUUUUUUGUUGCUCCCGAAUAUCCAAAUCCAUGGAUUUCUGAUAGUCCGGAUUUAUGGGAACAAGAAAAACAGGCAAAAGACAUAUCAGCUCGAAGAGUUAAGCGAUGGGCUUUUAGUUUAAAAGAGUUACUUCAAGAUCCACUUGGAAGAGAACAUUUCAUUAAGUUUUUGGAUAAAGAAUUUAGCGGCGAAAAUUUAAAGUUUUGGGAAGCUGUGCAAAUAUUAAAAACACUUCCGCAAAGCCAAAUUGAAAGCAAAGUUGCUGAAAUUUGGUCGGAAUUUUUAGCGCCAGACGCUAGUUGUCCUAUCAACGUCGAUUCACGUUCGUACGAAGUUACUAAAAAAAAUAUGGAGAACGCAAAUCGAUGGACUUUUGAUUGUGCUGCGUCUCAUGUGUAUCAUCUUAUGAAAAGUGACAGCUACUCAAGGUACCUGCGAUCAGAUAUGUAUAAGGAAUUUUUAAAUGGUUCCAAAAAAAAGACAUCAGUAAAGGGGAUUAGAUCGAUAGUAUCGUUUUCUGCAAGAAAAGAUACGAUAACUUAG